GCCCCAUGCAGGUCUCUGGAUCGGAGGUGAUGAUGGCGUUGGAGGAGCAGCAUCGCUGAGUUCGCUCCUCUGAGCCUUUGAUAUUAUUAUAAUUAUAACAACGGUCGAAAUACAAUUACUCGCCUCGAUCUCCUAACCAGAAAGGAUGGGGAACGAAGGGAGCAUCGAGGGAGGCGGACAACCCGGGGAACCGGGCUCCAUCUCUAUGGCGGGAGCGCCUGGUUCCAUUUCAGCACCACUGGGCUCUGGACAGCUCAUCAAGCCCGCCAAUGGUACUGCUGCCGGGGGAGGAAUGGGUGGCGGACCGGGAAUUAAUAGGGUUCCCAUGGGGAGUCCUAAAUCUGGGAUGCAGACUGGCUACGGAGGAAUGGGUGGAGGAGGAGGUCAGAGACUGGCCAACCAAGAGAGCCACAGGCCGAUGCAGCAGAUGGGUGCUGGGAUGGGUGGUGGUCCAGGUCAGCAUGGCCAGAGCCCCGGUCAGCCCGGUCAGCACGCCUCCAGACGAAACCUCCAGGUGGACUUUAGCGGUUCGGGUGGCCGGACGGGUCGCUCCUCCUCAAUGUCCCCAGACCGUGGGAUCACCCCCACCUCACCCUACUCAGUGCCCCAGAUCGCUCCCAUGCCCGUCAGCAAGCUGUGCCCACUCUGCUCCACCACGGAGCUGACCAAUCCGCCGGCCCUGCCUAACUACAACACCUGCACACAGUGCCGCUCCACCGUCUGCAACCAGUGUGGCUUCAACCCCAACCCCCACCUCACAGAGGUCCAGGAGUGGCUCUGUCUCAACUGCCAGAUGCAGAGGGCGUUGGGCAUUGACAUGACCACCGCACGAUCCAAGAGCCAGCCGCAGAUCCACUCUCCAUCCCACCAAGCCAAACCCAUUGUCCAGCCAUCACCUGUUCAUCCAGCCCAGCUAAAAUCCCAUCCCCAGCCCCCACUUCAGUCUUUACCCCACUCCCAGCCCCAGGCCCAACCCUAUGGUCAAACUCAGCCCCAGGCCCAGCCCUACGGUCAAUCCCAGCCACAGUCCUUUGGCCAAACUCAGCCCCAGCCCUAUGGUCAAUCCCAGCCUCAGCAACAGCCCUACAGCCAAACUCAGCCCCAACCCUAUGGUCAAUCCCAGCCCUAUGGGCAGUCCCAGCAACAGCUCUAUGGUCAAUCCCAGCCCCAACAACAGCCCUACGGCAAAAGCCAGCCCCAGCAACAGCCCUUUGGCCAAACCCAGCCUCAAGACAACCCCCAGGCUCAGCAUCAGCCACAGCCCUCCCCUGGCCUACAGAGACACCCUGUCGCCGGCUCAGCCUCCCUGCCCGGGUCUUCGACAAGCUCUCCCCAGCACAUCCCAUAUGGCCAGAGAGGGCCUGGAGGUCCCGGCCAGCCCCGGAUACCCCACCCUGGGGCAGUCCCCCUGGUGGGCAUGGCCAAGGCUCCUUCCCAGCCAGACCUGGGCAGAGGAAUACCGAUGCACCAGGGCGGCCGCCAGGCUGCCAGUGCUGGAUCCUCCCCCGCACAUCGACCCUCCGCCCCCCAGGGGCAGCCCCCCCAGGACGGCCUGACCAAACUGUUUGGCUUUGGGGCGUCGCUCCUCAACCAAGCGGCCAGCACCCUGGCAUCUGUGGACCCCCUCUCAGGGCCACCGUCCUCCCAGCCCUCCCCUGCCAGGGGUGGACCUGCCAAUAAACAAGAAGGACCUCCUGGUGCCAAACCUUUCCAGACAGGUGGCCUGCAUGCACCCCAAGUGGGUGGCCUCCAUGCACCAACUCAGAAAGGGCCCCAACAGCAGCAGUUGCCUGCACAUCAACACAAGGGGCCACAGCAGCAGCAAGGGUCUCCCCUCAAACAGCAGCAGCAGCAGCCGGCGGCCAGACAGGAGCCUGCUCCCAAGCCUGUCGAGCCUGAGAAGCCCAAAGUCAACUGCCCCCUGUGUAAGACGGAGCUCAACAUCGGCAGCACAGCCGAGCCGCCCAACUACACCUCCUGCACCCAGUGCCACGCCCAAGUGUGCAACCUGUGCGGAUUCAACCCAGCGCCUCACCUGGAGAAGAGGGAGUGGCUCUGUCUGAACUGUCAGACCCAGCGGCUGAUGUCCGGAGGACUCGGAGACCCCUCUCCUGUUCCUCAUCCGUCUCCAAAGCACCAACCAAUGGGAUCUCCACGCCACCUGGCACCAGCCAGUCAGCAGCCAGCUCAGAAGCCGCCCUUCCUGAAAUCGACCAAUCAGCAGCAGCAAGGGCCAAGAACGAUGCAGCCGCAGCCGCAGAAGCCACAGACAGGCCUGGGGAGCGGACCUUUCGCAGUGAAGCAAUCCGGGGACACAAAGGAUCCUGUCCAGGCCACACCUUCCAAUGAGCCCCCAAAACAACCGAAGGCCACGGAAGAGACUAUGCCAAAGUCAGAGGAGCUGGUGGAACCUGCCAUAGACACCAAACUAACUCAGAAGAAGGGAGAGCCAAUCACAAAAGACCUAAAGAAGUCAAGACAUUAUGACGAGACCAAGAACAGCACUCAAGACCUGUCACGAAGCCCCCAGAGCCUGAGCGACACCGGCUACUCCUCGGAUGGCAUCUCCAGCUCACACAGUGAGAUCACCGGCCUCAUCCAGGAGGAGGAGAUGAAGCUGAGCGAGAGGGGCAUCAGCGGACGUGGCAGCCCCCCCAGCCCUUCAGAGAUCACCAAGCUGGAGAGUUCCAUGAGGCCCCUGCUGGAGUCCAAGACCCUGCCGGCCGAGGAGAGGGAGCGCGAACGGGGCCGGGGCAGGCACCACCGAGAGCAGAGGCCCCGGUCGCUCUCCAUCACCCCAGAGGCCUACGACUCUGAUGAGGAGCUGGAGGACAUCGUGGAGGAGGAGGAGGACGGAGGGGACUGGGAGUCCAAACGAGAGCACAAGAGCAGUGCCGCUCCCAAGGACGAGAAGAAAGUGGCCGAGCCGGUGCCAAUGACAGAUGAGGAGUUCAUGAGGAGGCAGAUCAUGGAGAUGAGCGCAGACGAGGACAACGAAGAAGAGGAGGACAUGGAGGAGGAGGACGAGGAGGACGAAGGCUAUGGCUACCAAAAACCGAAAAAGACACAUAAGCACAUCUCGGAGUCAAUGAAAGAGAAACGCCGCCUAUCUCACCACUCCAGCAGCUUCGAGGAGGAGACCAAAAGCUCCAGUGACAUCUACAAAGGUUCUGCGGAGGAAGGAGAGGAGGGGGGCCUGGGGGGCCUGCGCCGCUUCAAGACCAUUGAGCUCAACAACACCAACAGCUACAGCCAUGACAUGGAGCUCAACAAUGAAAAUGACCUAAGUCUGGACCGAGAGCCCGAGCUAGAGAUGGAGAGCCUGACGGGAUCUCCUGAGGAGCGCUCCAGGGGAGAGUACUCCUCCACCCUGCCACCCACCACCUCCAGCUAUAACUCUGGCACCUCACCCACCUCCAUCUCCUCCAUGGAGGACGACAGUGACAGCAGUCCCAGCCGCAGACAGAGACUGGAGGACGCCAAGCAGCAGAGGAAAGCCCGGCACCGCUCCCAUGGCUCCCUGCUGCCCACCAUCGAGGACUCCUCUGAGGAGGAUGAGCUGAGGGAGGAGGAGGAGUUGCUGCGGGAGCAGGAGAAGAUGAGGGACCUGGAGCAACAGAGGAUCCGCAGCACGGCCAGGAAGACCAAAAGAGACAAAGAGGAGCUGAGGGCCCAGAGACGCAGGGAGAGAUCCAAGACGCCCCCCAGCAACCUCUCCCCCAUCGAGGAUGCCUCCCCUACUGAGGAGCUGCGACAGGCUGCAGAGAUGGAGGAGCUCCACCGAUCCUCUGCCUCAGAAUACUCCCCCCAGAGCCUGGACUCAGAGGCUGAGGGAUACGAGUCUAAACUCUACAAGUCUGGCAGCGAAUAUAACCUGCCCACGUUCAUGUCUCUGUACUCUCCGACCGAGAAGUCAUUGACGACCACGACGAUCACUGCUCCCUCCAGCAGCAAGCCCCUGAAGAGUGCUGAGGAGGUGUAUGAGGAAAUGAUGAGGAAAGCUGAGUUGCUGCAGAAACAACAGAAACCGCAGCAGCAUCAGAAACAACAGAAACCGCAGCAGCAACAACAGAAACAGCAGCAGCAACAAGGGAGACACAACAGUACAUACAAGGAUGACACAAACGGCCAACAGUAUGAAGAUGAGUACGAGUAUAAGCAGGCAGAGACUGGAUAUGAAAACGAAGCAGCAGAGACAGGAGACAUCUACGAAGAGAUCCGCCAGACCUCCCAGAACAUCACUAAGAUGCACCAGUCCUCCGCCCUGGAGUUACAGCAGCAGGCAGACGACCAAGUGGAAGUAGACAACAGUACCUAUCCAGAUAAGCAGCUUUUAGAUACUGGGUCAGCCUUCACUAAGCUGCUUGAGCAGACCAAUGACCUAUUGACUCCUGGCACCAGCCCCACUCAGCUCUCUGCACCUGUGUCCUUCUCUGAGACCGGAGGAAGGAUCCCUGAUGUACGGGUGACACAACACUACUCAAAAGGGAUGAAGAGCCAGACGGGUAAAAAUGGCAUCACUCCAGUGGCGGUCGUCACCACAAUAGCCGCCUACGGGGUUUAUUCCCGGGAUGCAGUGACCAUCUCCCAGACCAGCGUUAGUCAAACGAUGACUACCACCCAAUCCACCAUGUAUGGUCGGCAAACUGGAGGUCCCACCACUUCAACCACAACCGUCUCAAAUGUGUGUAGCAAGAUAGCGGAGAUAACACAGGCAUAUAGCCAGAGAGAGGUGGUUGCGAGGAGCGUGGGGGAGAACCGAGGGGUCCAAGUCAGAGACAGUGCAACAUCUUCAGAGCACGUUAUAGAGACCCGCUCGCCAAAGAUGUCUUCGUACUACAAGAGCUCCAGCCCCCCUCUGUCUCCCUCCGCAUCGCCCACUGAGAGCCUAAGUCGCUCCCCCUCCAGGAGGGUCGAGAUCUCCACCCAGACGUUCAGCACAGGCAUAGUGGCUCCAUCGGCUGGCUCAGGGCCCACCUCCCCAGUGAUGGUCCAGGGGACCCAGACAUCUCACAGAGUCGUAUCCCCACGUCUUUUCAGACAGCAGUCCUCCCAGGACUCCCACUACAUGGACACCGAGCACACAAGCCCUGCCAAACCAGUGACGGUCAACACGGCCACCUCACCUUUAUCCUCGCCCACCAGAUUCAGCCGACAGUUGACAUUAGAUGGCUACUCUCCACAGGCCAGUCCGCCAGACAGCCCUCCAUACCACCAGUCUGCUCACCGCAGCUUCUAUAGGAUGCAGAAUGUGGAAAAGGUCAAUGUUGGCACCAGCAUGGUCACCACAACUAGCACCUACAGCCGUGGUUCGAUGUCUAUGGACAACAUCUCUCUCUGCAGGAUCUCCACUGUCCCAGGGACCUCGAGAGUGGAGCAGGGCCAGAUGAUCUAUGGUGGGAGCGUGGUGGAUCUGAGAACAGUGGAUCUCAGAACAGCCACUAUACCAGCUCCCAUCAUCAUGACUGACCACGGCAUGGAUCUUACCUCUCUGGCCACAGAAACACGCAAAUACACCAGUGGGCACGAGGGGAGCCACCCUUCCACCAUCAUUCAGCCUCUCAUAAUGAACCUGAACACCCACCAGCACCCCCAUGUGAUGGUAUCAACCGCAACCACGGUGAGCGUCACGGUGGCUGCCUCCAUGUUCAUAUCACAGCCCCAACAACCCAUGGUCUACGGGGACCCUUUACAAAACAGAGUGGACCUGGGCCAGGGUUUGGGCUCAGCCAUGUGCCUGUCACAGAACAAACCACCACCCACUGACCCAUCCAUCCCCAAGAUUGACGCCAAGCUGGAGGACCUGAGCAUCCAGCAGCAGCAGCUGAUGGAGCAGCAACAGAAGCUUCAACAGCAGCAGCAGCUCUUGGAGCAGCAGCUCCUGCAACACCAUCAGAUGCAGCAGCAGUCCUCCUUAGGUCGGUACAACCUACCAGGCCAGAUGACUCUGCUCAAAAAGGACCUUCUGGUCAGCCAAUCCAGCAACUCCCCAGCCGUGGUCAGUGCUAUAUCCUCCGCCGUCGCCCCUGACAUCUACAGCACAGGAGGUCCGCUGGAACUGAAGAGCAAGCCAAUCCCGGCAGGUGUGAUGAACCUGGCAGGCGGUGGGCCUCAUGGCAUGAUGGUCCAGAUGAAUGGAGCCCCACAGGGAGGACCAGUGACCCAGCUGGUGAAGACAGAAAAGAGCCAGGAUGCCAUGGACCUCACAGGGGGGCAGAUCAAAGCUGAGAACCAACCGGCCUGCUGUGAUGUAGUGUACCGCCUCCCAUUCGGAGGUAGCUGUGUUGGUGGUCCGUUCUCCCAGAAGCAAAAUGUUGAUGAGACAGUGGCCACUCAAGAGCCAAGACCACCCUCUGCACCACCACUCUCCUACGAGUCGGACCAGGAGGGCCAGUAUCAGGAUAUUUCUAUGGACGGGCGUAAAGCCUACACACUACCGUACCCUGGGCGGCUACAGCCCUCGAUGUCUGACACCAACCUAGCAGAGGCUGGACUCCAGUCCUACCACUCCAAGAUAGACCCACAUAUCGGAGAGCUGGCCGUGGACCUCAGCACCAUGAAGCAUGCCUAUGAGGGAGGCUUCCUGGGACUGGGCAUGCAGUACGGCUCCUACACUGACCUACGCCAUGGGGGUGACCUCACUGCUACUGCCCUGCCCAUACGCAGAUUCAACUCCCUGUCAAACAUUAGCUCAGACUACGGCUACUCGCCCCGAGACCUCGCUAACUUCCAGGAGUCCAACCUGGCCCAGUACAGUGCCACCACUGCCAGAGAGAUCAGCCGAAUGUGCGCUGCCCUCAACUUAAUGGACCGCUAUGGGAGCAAUCCGGAGCUUGUGCAGUACGGUGUAGGAAGGGGAACAGGUCCAGGUGGCAGGCUUAACUCUAUGAGACAAAAUAUGCUCUACGGACCUGAUGGGAAGCCAAUCUCUCAAACCCAAGCGCUCACCAACAUGAUCAAUGCCAGGCAAGCCAGCCUCCGAGCCAUGUACCCGUCUGCCAUGAGGUCUGCUGAUGGAAUGACCUACUCCACCAUCAAUACGCCCAUCGCAUCCACCUUGCCAAUCACUACCCAGCCUGCCUCAGUGCUGUGCCCACUACUGAGGGGAGUGUACAGGCCUUUACCCACUGCCAACAUGACACCCGUGCCUCUUGCCAGUCUCACCAGGAUGCCUGUGAACCCAAGGAUGCCUUUGUCUGGGCAGGCUCCAUACCGUUAUCCGGCUCCCAACAUCUUCCCAUUCACCACGUCGGCCCCUGUGAGCAUGCCUGCUGCUAUCACCACCACCCAGGAUGCCCCAGUCUACCUAGGGAAGCCCUCUGUGAAAUCAGGUACAUCUGAUCCAUCAUCUCAACCUCUCUUUGCCCAUACAUCAGCCCCGGUCAGCUUGCCAACAGAGCCCCAGCAGCAACCCAUGAACUUGACCCAGGCUCACCUCCACACUCAGGACCCAGGGCAGCCCCGGGUCCAGCCUCAGAACCAACCUCCAGCCCAGCCCCACCACAUGCAACCUCAAGGGCAUCCUCAGAGCCAGCCUCCACCCCAGAGCCAGCCCCCUCUAGCCCACAUUUACCCUCCAACACAAAGCUACACUGGGCCCCAGAGCAACACCCAGCCCCCUCCGUCUGGCCCACCCUCCAGCAGCCCAGUCAACACUGCGACGGAGACGGAGGAAAGGAUGCAGCGCCAGCAUGAGCAGCUGUUGCAAAUGGAGCGGGAGCGUGUGGAGCUGGAGAAGCUGCGUCAGCUACGUCUGCAGGAGGAGCUGGAGAGGGAGCGCAUGGAGCUGCAGCGGCACCGCGAGAAGGAGCAGAUGCUAGUGCACAGGGAGAUUCAGGAGCUUCAGACCAUCAAGGAGCAGGUCCUGCAGCAGCAGCAGGCUGAGAGGGAGAGCCAGCUGGUGAUGCAGAAGGAGCAGUUGGCCCAGCAGAAAGCCCAGCUCGACCAGAUACAGUCGCUGCAGCAGCAGCUUCAGCAGCAGCUCGAGGAGCAGAGGAGGCAGAAGACUGCUGCAGCAGCUGCUGCUGCAGCCGCCGCAGCCGCUCAGGUGGACCAGAACGGCCAGACCCUGCUGCCCUAUGGAGAUCAAGUGGGCUUCAUUUCCCUGCCCAACUCCUCCUCGGACAUGUGUCUAAGGAACAAUGAAGAGCAUAUAGAGACCAGAACCAACAUGAGGAGGCAGAACUCCACCUCCAUGCCCCGGCUGAGGGACGGAGUGGAGGGCGAGAGCAUCCAGUUCUAUGGAGCACGGAGGAUCGUGGACAGCUGUGUCCAGACAGACGAAGAGGAUGGCGAGGAGAGGUACAUCAUGUCCCGGCGCAGACGCAACAGGCGCAGUGUAGACUGCAGUGUCCAAACCGAUGAUGAUGAGGAGAAAGUGGAGUGGGAGCAGCCUGUGAGGCGCAGGCGCUCUCGCUUCUCUAAGCACUCGGAUCCCGGGGCCGAAAACAAGACAGACACAGCCUCCAAGACAGCCACCUCAUCCAGCAUCGCCAUCCAAACCAUUCGAGAUAGCGCCUGUCAGACCGAAACAAACCAAUUGGGGAAGGUGUCCCCGGCUAUUCACGUCACCGUGCCAGACCCGAACAAAGUUGAGAUUAUCCACUACAUCUCAGGCCCUGAGAGGACCCAGAAGGGCCAAAGCCUAGCCUGCCAAACAGACGUUGAGGCCCAGUCUCAGGGCGUGGUGGUGCCUCAGCUCAGCGUGCCCACCACCGUCAGCCCCUACUCCACAAGCAUCCAGCUGGUGGGGUCCGCCGACCCGCGCCAGCAGCAGAACAGGAGGAGGCCAGACCCCCUAGAGAUCAGCUACCAGACCCAGCCCAUGAACCACCUCCACAAUGAGUCCCUCUCCAGCCUGAUCCGUCAGCCCCAGUCCCCCCAGGUGCUCUACUCCCCUGUUUCCCCCGUCUCCCCCCACCGCCUCUUGGAGACGUCCCUCUCCAGCGGCGGGCUGAACAAGGCCCACGUCACCCCCCAGCAGAAAGCCUACACGGUCGAGUCACCCCAGCGCCACCCCAGCAUGCCCCGGCCCAUUAAGAGCACACAGAGGUCCAUGUCGGACCCCAAGCCCCUAAGCCCCACUACAGAUGAGACAACCAAGGCCAGGCUAAACCUGUACCAGCAGCAAGCUCUUCAGAGCCAGCUGGCCGCCCUGCAGCAGAGUGCCCUGAGGAAGGUGAAGAGGACCCUGCCCAGCCCCCCUCCAGAGGAAAGCCACCUCCCCAUCAUCACACCGGCCCUCCCCCAGAUGUACAUGCCGUCCGUGCCCUCCCUGAGGGCCGGAACCAGGCCAGGUCUGGCAGCCAAAGCCAGCCUGCUGAAGGACCUCACCCACGAGCUGAAGGCUGUGGAGCAGGAGUCCACCAAGCUCCGCAAGCAGCAGCAGGAGCUGGAGGAGGAGGAGAAGGAGAUUGAUGCCAAGCUGCGCUACCUAGAGCUGGGCAUCCAUCAGCGCAAGGAGACCCUGGUGAAGGAGAGGGAGAGGAGGGAUAUGGCCUAUCUGCGCUGCAUGGGCGACCCGCGAGACUACAUGUCAGACAGCGAGCUGAAUAACCUGCGGCUGGCGGCCGCUGUAGCUUCCUACGAGAGCAACGGGGUGCUGACCAGACCUAGCACAGCACCAAUGAGCCAGUUCACCAGCGACUUCAACACAGCCGCCCAGUUUCCUCCCACCUCCUCCUUCGUCUCCUACCAGUCCUACCACACCCUGAGCCAGCCAGCUCCAGCUCCCCAGCCCGGCACCCCUUACCAGACUGCAGCCUUCAACCAGCCCCCCUACCCUUCAGUGUCCCAGGCAGCGGCUCUCCCCCAGCCCACCCCCCUGCAGACCCAACAUCCUCCCCCAUCCUACCAGACCCAUUCCUUCUCCCACACAUUCCCACAGAGCCAUCCCCCCUACCCGACAGAGCAGGGUGUGCACCCACUGCCUCAGCAACAGCAACAGCCUAGCCACCAGGGAUUCCAGCAUGCCCAGCCUGGCCAACCUCCCUACCCCACCCACACCUCUCCAUACCCCAGUCAGGUGUCCUACCCAGCUGGCCCUGGGCAGAUCACUCCCUACCAGCCCCAGGUAGACAUCCUCACUGUCCACCAGAGACCGAGACAGACCUCGCUGACUGACCUGGAGCAUAAGAUGCCCACCAAUUAUGAGGUUGUAAGCAACCCCACUGUAGGGGUGACCACCACGGCCCAAGACACCAUCUACUCCUCCUCCAGUGGGGCACCCCCAUACGGACAGUAUACUGGUGGUACCACCAUGGUCAACACUUAUGGGCCAUACUCUACGGCAGUCUCCAGUACAUAUGGCCAGUACACCACGACAGUAUCCAACACAUACGGGCAGCAGUACACUUCCACCCCGGCCAGUACGUAUGGUCAGUAUACCACCACCACAGCUAACACCUAUGGCUACACCACCACUACAGCCAGCUCCUACGGCCAAUACACUGCGACAGUGGCCAACAGCUAUGGCCAUGGCACUCCAUCUGACCGUCUGCACUCAGUUGACAGCCCCUCUACCUACGCACAGGACGGUCUCUAUGGUCCCGCAAGCCUGGAGCAGAAUGUCCCAAGGAACUACGUCAUGUGCGAUGACAUCAGCGAGCUGACCAAGGAGGGCCUGGGCGGCACAGUGGACAUGCACCGGAGCGACGGCCACGGUGGACGCUAUGCAGGGGAGAGCGGUCCAGCGAGAGGAGGAAGCUCCUACGGCAGGCCGGAGGACGAGCUGACCAGGGAGGAAGACCUGUAUGAGCACCACAGCAGGGGUAAGAGCAGUUACCACCCACGUGGGUCAGACACAUACGGCCGAGUAGUGGGCAGCAGCAGCACUAGCAUGGGUGGGGGGUCCUCCUAUUACUAUGACGACUACACCAAACACGGUGCACAGCGCCCCGGUGUCCAGAAGCACGCCUCCAAGAGCCUGGCUCCGGCCGUCAUGUCCUCCAAGCGCAGCAAGCACCGCAAGCAAGGCGAGGAGCAGAAGAUCUCCAAGUUCUCCCCCAUCGAGGAAGCACGUGACGUGGAGGCAGACCUGGCCUCCUACACCGCGAGCCCGUCGGGCGGCGGCAGCUUCAGCGUGGCGUCGCGGGCCAGGAAGCUGCAGGACGACAUGGCCCACGGCCUGAGGAAGAGCGCCUACGAGCAGAAGAGAUACUCCUAUCCGGAGGAGCGUAUGUACUACACCUCGGGCCGUUCGCGCUCCACGGGCUACGGCAUGGACAAGAUCUCGUCCCGGGACUACGCCGGCUACCGCAGCCGCUCCUACGAGAGAGAUGGGGACAAGGAGCGCUCAUCGUACAGGGCGAGCUAUAGCCGGGGCAGACCCCCGAUGCGCUCUCAGUAUUCUUCGGAGGAGAGCCCUCUCAGCCCCAUGGGUGUUCAUGUGAGGGCCUCCUCCCUGGGCCCAGAGCUGUACGACAGCCGUAGUAGUCAGUAUUAUGGCCAGUACGACUACAGCCACUCCAUGCCUGACGUGCAGGAUCACAUGAGAGACUUGCCCCGGACACAUGUCUACAAGCCCGACAAUUCUUACAUUAUAGACGAUAUGCAUUGCGCUGUUUCGGACAGCGAAGCCUACCAUCUUGGCCAGGAAGAGACGGACUGGUUUGAGAAGCCCAGGGACCUGCGCUCUAGCUCCCGCCACUAUGGCAGUGGUGGCCACUCCUCGUCCGGCCGUAGCCGCCACGUCAAGCACACCUACCACGACUAUGAAGAGCCCCCAGAGGAGGACCUGUGGCCCCAGGACGAGUAUGGCCACAGCCGCCAAUCUUCCACCUCGCGAGACCAUCGCCACCACGGCAGCACCAGCUCUGGGAGACACUCCGCCUCGUCCCGCCACUCGGACGAACCGCGCACCUCACGCUCCUCCAAGGGCCACCCCAAAGACCCGUCCAUGCGCCACGACUCCCGCCAGAUGUCCUCGUCAGGGAAGAGGGGUGACCCGCGCUCCCAGGGGGGGUAUCACUCAUCGGACUACUCCAGGGACCCGUCGGGCCACCACCACAGCCAGGGCCGCUCCUCCAAGUCCUCAUCGUCGCACGAUGGGCGGACUUCCUCCAGGAAGCAGCAAGAACUCCAGGGUCACCCUCCUUCCUCCUCCAGGGGCCAGGGCAGCUCUGGCCGUGUGCCAGGAUCCGCCGGUGGGCCCCCGGGCUCUAGGGGACAGGGUCCUACCUCCCAGCAGGACGGGCUGCAGCAAGGCCAACGCACCCAGCUGCAGCAGCAGCCCCAGACCUUGGCGGCACGACAGACAGGCACCACCCCUGCAGGCCCCACUCCUGGGGGCCAGCAGCCUCUGGGCCUGGCCCAAGCCCAGCAGGGUCUACAGGCCAAGCCUGGUCAGCUUGGUCCUGGUCAAGCCGGUCGCCAGCCACAGGCAGGAGGCCCACUGGGGCAACUGCCACCAUCUCAAGCACCUGUCGCAAACACACCCCCUGUGACUGCCAUAGGGGCCAAAGCUGUUAUAGGAGGGGCAGCCCAACCUGCAAAAACACCUCAACCCCCACUCACAGGAAUAGGCUCCAAGGCCGCCCCUAGACCCAGUGGCAUCGGGAGCGCGGCAACAGGUCAUCCAGGGAUGGAGGGGGAUAGUCUCCUCUCUAAGGUCCUACCAGGAAACCCUGCAGAGGCAGCAGGAAAACUAGGAGAAGCUAUCUCCGGUUUCGGCAAGAAGUUCACCUCGUUGUGGUGAGGUGUUGAGAUGAUGGUGUCUGUAAAUGUUAUGGAGGACGUUGUGAGGCUUUGUACCAGAAAAACCUAGGAAGACCCCUGCUUUGUU
Molecule: messenger RNA, 12781 nt
Organism: Oncorhynchus masou masou (cherry salmon)
Lineage: Eukaryota; Metazoa; Chordata; Actinopteri; Salmoniformes; Salmonidae
Product: protein bassoon-like
Biological process (GO): protein localization to synapse; presynaptic active zone assembly
Cellular component (GO): cytoskeleton of presynaptic active zone; glutamatergic synapse; axon
Molecular function (GO): metal ion binding; structural constituent of presynaptic active zone
Source: RefSeq, a predicted model, not a curated record